UUUUUUGAAAACUAUCAAAACAGUGACAGCAGUAGCAGCAGCGCUGAGCUUGAGCUAGGAGCUCACAGGCUAAUCGGUAUUUAUUAUUAUUUAAACGCCGUAGGUUAGCAUAAUUAGCCGUGUUAAUAUUUACUCGUUAGUUUACCAGUGUGUGGUGUUGGCUUGUCGAAAGCGAGUCGUUAGCCAGCUUUCAAGAGACUUGCUGUAGAGCUACCGGAAGCUAACAAGCUUGCUGCAUCAAAACCGAAUAAACACAAGGUUGUGUGUGAUGAGGGUCAAUGAGUUUGAUUCCUCUGAGGAAGAGGAUGAUGGUGAUGAAGAGUCCUACACGCCUCUACAGAUCUGCUGGUUGUCCUUGUCAGCAAUUGAGUGCUCACAGUUCCUUGGUAUAUGCUCCUUACCAGGAUGCAGAUAUAAAGACAUCAGGAGAAACCUGGAGAAAGACAUAGGUGAACUGCGUGUGCAGGGUAUACAGGACGUGUUUGUGUUGUGCGAAAGGGCAGAGCUUGUACGAUACAGAGUUCCAUGCUUGUUAGAGAGUUACACUCGGAGUGGACUCAACGUGCACCACCUGCCUUUUCCUGAUGGAGGCGUCCCUGAGAUGCCCCAAUGUGCUCGCAUCCUGGACGAGCUGCAGCACUGCUUACACACCCAGCGCCGCACCGUCAUCCACUGUUAUGGGGGUCUGGGACGCUCAGGACUCAUCACUGCAUGUUUGUUGCUGCAUCUCUCCAGUACUAUGACUCCCACUAAGGCCAUCGAGAUCCUGAGAGAGCUGAGGGGACGUGGAGCAAUUCAGACAGUCAAACAAUACAACUUUUUGCACGAGUUUAGGGAGAAGUUUGCAGCUUAUCAGGAAACUACAGAGUCCAGAGCCUCAGAGAGAGCUGUCUCCAGAUAGCCCGCCCCAAACCCUGCACCUUCAACCCUUAUUUAACCAGGAAGUGAUACGGGUCUGAGCUCGAGCCAUACAGACAGUAAGCAUUCACACAGCAGGGGUUUUCUGUUAGUAUUAUGGGACAGAUUUUUUUUUUUGUAAAUGUGGAACAUGGGGGUGCCAAGAGUAAUUUUUUUUUGUAUAGCAAGCAAUGGAUCACGUCUAAAGCGGAGUUUUUCCCUCUGAACUGCACCUUGAACUGGAUUUUACACACACAUGCAAAUUAAUUUAAUUUAAACACACACAGUUCUACUGCAGAGGAAUAAAUGUGUAUGCCUGAGCGUAUUUUUGUUUGGUGCUUUACACGGCUGUGUGAUCACAUCUGGAAGCAUUAAUAAUUCUAUAAAACCA
Molecule: messenger RNA, 1288 nt
Organism: Silurus meridionalis
Lineage: Eukaryota; Metazoa; Chordata; Actinopteri; Siluriformes; Siluridae
Gene: cdkn3
Product: cyclin-dependent kinase inhibitor 3
Exons: 8
Coding region: 269-901 (210 amino acids)
Biological process (GO): protein dephosphorylation
Cellular component (GO): nucleus
Molecular function (GO): protein tyrosine phosphatase activity
Source: RefSeq, a predicted model, not a curated record